Papilio xuthus (Asian swallowtail) is the source of this 785-nucleotide messenger RNA. RefSeq names its product calcium-permeable channel component Mid1 (gene Mid1). The transcript has 3 exons. The record is from RefSeq and is a predicted model, not a curated record. Gene Ontology annotation, molecular function: stretch-activated, monoatomic cation-selective, calcium channel activity. Lineage: Eukaryota; Metazoa; Arthropoda; Insecta; Lepidoptera; Papilionidae. The coding region runs from base 90 to 785 and encodes 231 amino acids. Gene Ontology annotation, cellular component: plasma membrane. Gene Ontology annotation, biological process: calcium ion import across plasma membrane.
UCCUCGAUCGCUACGACUGUGACCAGCCCUUUUCGGUUCACACUUGUUACGAGUGCCAGGAGACGUACCGGCGUUGGGCGUGCAGCACGAUGGUGCCACUGUGGGUAGAGGAGGGCGCAGAGGAGGGAGCGGAGGAGGGCGGGAGGUCGCGGCGCGCGCCGGGCGAGCACUCGGCGCGUUGGCACGCGCGGCACUUAGAGCGCGUGGGGCACCUGGACCGGCGGCGCGGCGGCGGGGGCGGCGGCGGCGGUGGCGUGGUGGGCCGCUGGGUACGCGCCGCUGCCGCGGGCCCCGGUCGGCCCCUGGUGCGCCUCAAGCCCUGCCUGUCCGUGUGCCAGCUGGUGGAGCAGCACUGCCCUUACUUCCUGCCGGCGGACCGCGCGCCCGCCUACCCCACACAAUACGCUGGCGAGCCAACGUUCCUAUGCCUCGACGCACGCAUCCCAGAGACCGGUGCACAGGCGAACAAAUCAAACUACGGGGCGGACGAGUGCUGCUACUGGAACUGCGAGGCACGCCUGUGCUACCGAUGCGAGGCGCGACUGACCGAACCCACGCGCCCACCCGCCGAGCAGUGCGCGCCCGUCGAGGACCGUGCGCCCGCCUGCUCGGUGCCGUACGCGGCGCGCGCGCCCGCCAGUGCCGGCCCGCCCAGCGCGCCGCUGCUGGCGGCCGCGCUGCUCGUUUGCCUCGCCCGCCUCGUGCCUCUCACAUCCCACCUCUUACCCACACGGACCCGCCGGUCGCUGCGCGCACCGGUCACUGUGCGCGACUCGAGGUUAUAG